Molecule: messenger RNA, 1281 nt
Organism: Adineta steineri
Lineage: Eukaryota; Metazoa; Rotifera; Eurotatoria; Adinetida; Adinetidae
Source: the annotation of a GenBank genome assembly
AUGGCUCCUUCUUCGAAGAAAGUGGCAAAAAAAUUGCCACUUUCAUCUAAACCAUCAAUGAUAAAAGAUAAUGAUAUAUAUAUGAUUGUACGAGAUCUAGCUACUGACAAACUAAUCCUCGUUGCACGAAAAUUAAUUAGUUCGUCAAAACAAUUAUCGAAAGUAGUUGUUGGUGAUAUUGUUUCUCAUGGAAAGCGUGGUCAUCGUAUUCGUGCUCAAGUUGUUUUAAUAGGAAGCAAAGAGCAAUGUGAACAAUCUCUUCAAAUUGUCGAGAAAAUGGGAAAAUCUUCAAGUCAAUUUACAAACAACAAUAAAAGCAAAGAAAGUCAAGUAACGACUAAAGCUAGUGAGAAAAAAAAGAAAAGUGAAGAGAGUUUGCACGACGAAAUUAGCGGUUCAGAUCAUGAAGAAGAUGAAGAAGAUGAAGAAGAAGAAGAAGAAAUAGAGAAAGUAAUUGAAGUACAAGAAGAAGAAGAAGAUGUAGAUGAUGAAAGUGAAGACGAAGAGGAAGCGGAAGACGAAAAUGACGAUGAUAUUGAUAAUGUAGUAGGUUCAAAUAAUAAAGAAAAUGUACAAUCACGAAAAAAAGAAAUUGUGAGAGAAAAUAACGCUGUAGAAGAAGCUGCAUCUUCUUCUCCUGAUUUAAUCAAUCUCUCAAACCAACAAUCACCACGUCUAAAUACAGAAUCUUCAAUCACAACAAAACGUAAAGAUUCACCAAAUGAAAGUAAUCAAUCCUCUACAUCAAAUACAAAACGUCCGAAACAUAUUGGUUUUAUUUCGGCAAAAGAUUAUGCAAAGAUUGUAUCUCAAUUGGUCGCUGCAAACGAGCAGAAUGAACUGUACCAAACGACUUGGAUGCCACGACCUGUGGACAAAAUCACGAUUAAAUAUUUUAUUAAUACCGGGAAAGUAUUGUCGGAUGAUAUUGACGAUCCAAGUCACAUUGAUAAUACGAUUGAUAACGAAAUUUUACUUACUACAAUUUGUGAAACACUUAAUAUGACUGAUAGCGAGUUACAUGCCAAUAUUGGUAAAAGUAUUCUAUCUACAGCUCGACAAGUUAUUGGGGCAAAAUAUCCUGAUCUAGCCACUAUAUUUGCUGAUGUUCAAAAAGUACAUAUACAAGCAAUUACAGAAUAUUGUUGGUUAAUGCACCCGCUUGAAAAGAAAGCAAAUGAUGCAUCGAAAAUUCGUCGUGCCAUGGGCAAUGUUUUUGCUACACGAACGUUUUCAAGAAAAAUUCAAUUGGGUGGUCAAUUAAUACAAAAUCCUUCAUAG